This is a messenger RNA of Teleopsis dalmanni, 1973 nucleotides long. RefSeq names its product solute carrier organic anion transporter family member 74D-like. Lineage: Eukaryota; Metazoa; Arthropoda; Insecta; Diptera; Diopsidae. The record is from RefSeq and is a predicted model, not a curated record. Gene Ontology annotation, biological process: transmembrane transport; sodium-independent organic anion transport. The transcript has 8 exons. The coding region runs from base 42 to 1973 and encodes 643 amino acids. Gene Ontology annotation, cellular component: membrane. Gene Ontology annotation, molecular function: protein binding.
UAAAUUAUUUACUAAAUCUUUAAUUCGAAUGCGGUAUCAAUAUGCCAUCAACUGAAAUUCGUCGAAAUAACAACCACUUAUGUGGCUUAGCCAGUUGGCAUCCACUAUGGAUGCAAAAAUAUGCAACAACAAAAAUGUUCAUGGCAGUUUAUGGAUUACUGGGAACCAUUCAGGCGAUGUCGUAUAUGUAUUUCAUAGUAACAUUAACAACGAUUGAGAAACGCUUUAAAAUACCAAGUCAAACAACAGGAGUUAUUUUAAGUGGCAAUGAAAUAUCACAGAUUUUACUGUCUCUUAUAUUAUCAUACAUUGGUGGACAACGUAAUCGACCACGAUGGAUUGCUUGGGGUAUUGUUUUCUGUGGCCUUUCCUGCUAUAUAUUAGCUUUGCCGCAUUUCAUUUAUGGUGCUGGUGAAGAUGCAUUGCAACUAACAAAGGAGUACUAUGAAAGCAUGGAACUUGGUGGAAAUGUGACAAACACAAUCUCAUUGGUUAAUUUUACAAUCAAAGACCCACAACACUUAUGUGGUUCCAUCAUGUCUUCAAAUGAAUGCGAUACUCUUCUAACAAUCGUUCCAUUGAUAUUAAUAUUCCUCUCUCAGUUUGUGCUUGGUAUAGGAAAUACUCUUUAUUAUUCACUUGGGCAAACUUAUCUCGACGAUAAUACAAAGAAGACUAAUACUCCACUUAUGUUGGCAGUAGCGAUGUCCCUGCGAAUGAUUGGUCCAAUAGUGGGCUUUUUCCUAGGUUAUAUUUCUCUUAACAUGUUCAUUGACCCGACAAAAACUCCGCUUAUCGAUAAUACGGAUCAACGCUGGCUGGGUGCCUGGUGGUUCGGUUGGAUGUUUUUAGGCACUUUAAUGAUACUUUUUUCUGGACUAAUUGGUUUAUUUCCUAAAGAAUUACCAAAACGUAGAAGUGCGCAUUAUAACUCCCACUUACCACAAGUUUUGCGACAUGAAGAACUACAAGUUGAUGAGGGGUUACCUUUAGGUAGUGGGUUCUCCUCAAAUGCCGCAUUGGACACACCAACAGCGGCUACAUCUGAUUUUCCUACUCUCAAGGAUUUUCCCAAGGCAUUAAUGCGACUUCUGCGUAAUAAAUUGCUCAUCUUUAAUAUAAUUUCUGGUAUUUUCUAUGUUUUGGGCGCUGCCGGUUACAUGACUUUUCUAACUAAAUACAUGGAAGUGCAAUUUCAUAAGAACGCACAAGGUGCUACAAUUGUCGUGGGCCCAGUAUCUAUUAUUGGUAUGGUUAUUGGAUUAAUCGGUUCUGGUUUAGUAAUCUCAAAAAACAAGCCAAAACCGAGUAAGGUGCUCAUGUGGAAUGUUAUCGUAGGUUGUAUAUAUAUUGUGGGACAAAUCUCUUACAUGUUUAUGUAUUGUGGCGAUUCCCUAUCUGUACUCAAGGAUGGACAAGUCAAUCUUUCCUCUUCUUGCAAUGCAAAUUGCUCAUGUGAAGGUGUGCCUUAUUCACCCAUAUGUCAUGAACCUUCAGAUACAACUUACUUUUCACCAUGUCAUGCUGGUUGCUUAAACUGGAAUUCAGAAGAAAAGUUUUACUCUAACUGCUCUUGCCUACCUAUUGCGGAUACACAUUUGCCAAAUAUCGAACUACCUACUUCACCACACUCAUUAAGCGAUUUUUCCACUACAAUGCAAAAGCAAUUACCACAUAUAUUGAAUGUACUCCCUAUCAGUACGGAUGGAUCUGUAAUAACAUCGUACCCUUCCGUAACUACUACAAAAUCAUUAAGUCACAUGUCAUCAACGACAACAACAACCACAACUACUACAACUCCUUCUACUACUACAACUACUACAUCAUCUACUGUAGAAUCUCUUAGCAGUAUAUUUGACGAACUGACAACAGAACCGUUUAUUUCACGUACUAGACGCAGUUUAGAAGAAAUGUCAGACAACCUUAAGCCCGGUGUCUGUCUUAAAGAUCCUAUAGAUUUGGUAAUUUUUUAA